Molecule: messenger RNA, 603 nt
Organism: Argentina anserina (silverweed cinquefoil)
Lineage: Eukaryota; Viridiplantae; Streptophyta; Magnoliopsida; Rosales; Rosaceae
Product: GDSL esterase/lipase At1g29660-like
Exons: 4
Coding region: 1-603 (200 amino acids)
Molecular function (GO): hydrolase activity, acting on ester bonds
Source: RefSeq, a predicted model, not a curated record
AUGGAAUCUUGUGUUCGUGGAGCUCCACAAGUACCCUGCUUCUUCAUUUUCGGUGAUUCAUUGGCCGAUAACGGCAAUAACAACCUCCUCGCGACUUUGGCCAAAGUGAACUACCCGCCGUAUGGAAUUGAUUAUCCUGGUGGAGUACCAACAGGAAGAUUUUGCAAUGGCAAAACUGCUGUUGAUAUACUAGCUGAAUUCCUAGGUUUUGAGACUCCCAUUCUACCAUUUGCAACUACCAAAGGACGGGACAUUGUUGAAGGUCUCAAUUAUGCAUCCGGGGCCGCAGGGAUUCGUGCAGAAACUGGCUACAUUGUGGGUGGUCACAUCAGCUUGGAUCAGCAGUUACGUAAUCACCAAAUCACAAUCUUGCGCAUCGCUUCGAUACUUCGAACAAAUAAACAGCAAACAAUGCAGUACUUGAACAAAUGCCUAUACUCAGUCGGAAUGGGCAACAAUGAUUACAUUAACAAUUACUUCAUGCCUCAGUUUUAUCCCACCAGUAGAAGAUAUACCCCUGAACAGUAUGCUUCAGUUCUUAUUUGUAAUAACCCGAUUUUUCGGAGCGAAUGUUGGAUUGUUUUUAAGUUCAUAAAUUUGUGA